CACAAAUUUAAUAUUUAUUGAAGUAUGUAAUGUAUAUUAUGAAAUAUUGCUGUUUUUGUGGUAGUUAUAAAUAAUUACAAUUUACAGUACAAAUUAGCUAAUAAAUAUUAUGUAGUUGAGGAAAACUAUUAAAACAGAGACUAAGAUAUGACGAAUCACAUAAAUAAUGUGUUAAAACAAGCUAUCACAACAUUCACCUGCAAGCCUGAAGUGUUCUCUUUAAAUCUUCAUUCCCUUAUUUCGCUGUUAGAUAAAACGACCGCCGAAGAUGUGAAUUUUCCUUUCGAGUUUACCAAGGAAAGGGUAUGGAAACAACCCCGUAAAGCACCUGUUACUUGUAUAGAUAUAUUCGAAAAUUCUCACGUUACCAUGGGCAUCUUUAUCCUUAAACCGGGUGGUCGACUGCCACUGCACAACCACCCUGAAAUGUAUGGUUUGAUAAAAGUGAUUGCAGGAAAAGUUAAAAUAACAAGUUAUUCUUUAAAUACAGAAAGAACUUUAGAAAUAGAUAGAAGAAGUUUUAAGGGUGAAUCUGCUCCACCAAUUAGUUUUGGUCAUAAACAAUUGCUCACAGCAGAGCUUAGUUCUAGUGAAAUUGUGGAUACUACUAGUACAACUUGUAUGUUGGAACCGAACAGGAAGAAUUUACAUGAAAUUGAAAGUAUUGAUGGUCCAGCGGCAUUCCUAGAUAUUUUGGCACCUCCUUAUGGCACAAUUAUUCCAAAUGUGGGCCCUAGAUUGUGUUCCUAUUAUGCUGUCCUAAGCCAGAUCUCGUCAAAUAUAUUCCGCUUGCAAGAAAUCAGGUCUCCUUCAUGGUAUUGGACUGAUGCUUUUCCAUAUUCAGGUCCAGAAUUAGUUUUGUAAAUUUCAAAAUUUGUUGUUUAAUGUUCAUAACACUUUAAGUAAGAUAAGUUGAUAAUUUCAUGUUUUUUUACACCUUGCUAAGAUUUAAAAUUACAAAUGUAAUUUGAAGUGUUUAUGAUUUGAGUGGGUAUUGAUGUAUUGGUAAUAUUUUAUGAUAUGCAAAAUGUCAGCUUUAUUCAAUUUUUAUAACUGGUUAAUGUUUGAAACACUAAGGUCUAUAUUUCAAAUUUACUAAGUCAGUACAUAUUUUGUUUCUAAAAAAUUGGUCUUUGGCAUCUUGGCUCUCCUUUUCCUGUAAAUAUUAUGUAAAAUAUAAUUUAUUUCUAAAAAUUUGUUUGACUCGUAAUUAUAUAGGUAAAUAAUUCAGAUAUCCUGGCCUGAUUUAAACAAUUCUGCAAUAGGUACAACAAAUUUGUAGUUAAAUAAAAAAUUUGUGUAUAAAAUUUUGAUUUGUAGUAAUUUGGAUUCAAUUUGCUUAAAAUAAGACUAGAUAAAAUUGAAUUUAUUUUAUUGGUGAAAUAUCAUUUAUUAUUAAUUUGUUUUGAAAUACCAAUUUCAGGUUAUUACUAGAAAACAAUGUUAUAACAAUUCACAUUGAUAAUAUCAAUAACUUCAUUGUUGUUAGUAAACAUGUUUUUCUCACAUUAUCAAUACAUUAUCAUCAAUAUAUUAUCAUUCUAUUAAUGAUU
Anoplophora glabripennis (Asian longhorned beetle) is the source of this 1553-nucleotide messenger RNA. Its product is annotated as 2-aminoethanethiol dioxygenase. Gene Ontology annotation, molecular function: oxidoreductase activity, acting on single donors with incorporation of molecular oxygen, incorporation of two atoms of oxygen. NCBI's taxonomy places the organism in Eukaryota, Metazoa, Arthropoda, Insecta, Coleoptera, Cerambycidae. The record is from RefSeq and is a predicted model, not a curated record. Gene Ontology annotation, cellular component: mitochondrion. Bases 148 to 864 code for a protein of 238 amino acids. The transcript has a single exon.